Molecule: messenger RNA, 2399 nt
Organism: Phasianus colchicus (ring-necked pheasant)
Lineage: Eukaryota; Metazoa; Chordata; Aves; Galliformes; Phasianidae
Product: sulfotransferase 6B1-like
Molecular function (GO): sulfotransferase activity
Source: RefSeq, a predicted model, not a curated record
GAUAUGACAGCUCAGAAAAUGAUUGUACCUCAGAGGAUUGUACCUCUGUUUUUAAGAUGUCUCAGGCUGAAAUUGUGAAAUGUUCAGAAAAUUAGUUCCUUGACAUCCCUGAAGCAUUUGGAAUCAACAUAGAGAUUUGAAAAUACAGGCCACUGCAUAUAUGAUAAAAUGAGAACCCAAAGUAUUUCAUUCACAUAAAACAAGACACUGCUUCCAAUGAAGUACAUAGGUUGCCUCCUAUUUAUUUCCAUGGAAACUACAACGAAGAGCACAAUAACACUAUUCGAUACAGCAAAUUCUCAGCUACAAAACACUAUUUUGCAGCAUAGUCAUCACCAAUAGUUAUACAUUUUUGCCAGUGAUGAAUAAAGGCCUGCAUGCUGCAUUCAUAAAAACCUGAACCAACAGAAGUUACCCACUAUUGCUGUCACCAUUGCUGAAAUGGACAUCAUAAAACAGGAGGCAUUACUUUCUGAGCAGCCCUUAUAUAAGUUAUUGAAUCAUAUUGAUCCUAUUUUAUGACAACAUAAAAUGAUCGGUCUGACAUUUUCCACAGUUAAUAUAAUUUGACUAUCACUCCUUUUCUUUCUCUGGAAAGCUAAUAAAUGACGACACACAUUCUUGAUGACGCUGCAUUUCUGUUAUUUAUCAAAUGACCUCUAAUAUUUCAGUUGCCAUUAUCAGCUAACUUGAAAAAUCGAUAUCUGUGAGAGAUUCCAAGAUGCACAGCAAACUAUAUAAGCAUGAGGUUUGUAUUGCUGGUCUCAAUUUGCUACUUCAAACCAUCUGACCUAGAGGUUAUUCUUAAACCUUCUAGUCAUUUCACUGCUAUCUGAUUUGCAGGAAUCGUAGGCUUAAGCAAACAUGUCCAACCUCAGUGAGGCAGAACUCAUUCACAAGUUUAAGGGGAUUUCCUUUACCACCAGGUCUUCUCCAGAGCUUUUAAAUUCCUUGGAUGCUUUUGAUGCUAGAGAAGAUGAUGUCCUUUUGGUUUCCUACCCCAAAUCUGGCACUCACUGGCUUGCAGGAGUCAUAACAAAGCUUUACAAUACUCCCGUUACAUUAACAACUCCCAUUGAACUUGGAGACAUGUCCAAACUGGAGGAACUGAAUCAACUGUCAUCAAAGAGAAUCAUCCCGACACACUUAGACUACAACAUGUUGCCUCAACAUUUUAAGAAUAAAAAAUGCAAGAUGAUCUAUAUCAGCAGAAAUCCAAAAGAUACUGCAGUUUCCAUGUAUCAUUACUACCGAGAGAAUCCAAACCUUCCCACUGUAGAUACCUGGACUGCUUUCCUUGACUUGUUCUUAGAAGGAGAUGUUGUCUGUGGAUCCUGGUUUGACCAUUUUCUAAGUUGGGAAGAACAUAAAAAUGACAAAAAUAUACUGUUUUUGUUUUAUGAAGACAUGAAAAAGAAUCUCCCUAAGAUUGUGAAGGAAAUCAGCAUAUUCCUGGGCAUAAGCAUCAGUGAUGAAGAUAUCCAAGAUAUCUGCAAGAAAUCAUCCUUCUCAGAGAUGAAAAAGGACACAGAAAAAGAAAACAGUGACCCCAGUCACACAGUCUGUGCCCUGACAUCCAACAGGAAGUUAAUUUUCCGAAAAGGUACUGUUGGUGACUGGAAGAACCAUUUCACUCCAAAACAGAACUUACAGUUUGAUGAAGUAUUCAGUGAGAAAAUGAAACUCAGCAAAAUGGCAAAGCAUCUCACCUAUGAAUUCUAAUUUCAUGGGAAGAACAAUACUUACCAAAAAUGCAGACAGAGAAAUUGUUGGAAAAUCUGGAUGGGAGCUAAGAGAAGUUCAAAGAAAAACAGCUGCUCUUGGAACUGAUGCCAUGAAGAUGGAAGAAGCACUGACCACCUUUUUACCUUGUUUACAUAAAUUAAUCUUAUCUAUCAGCCUUACUUUUCACAUUGUCAAACAAUAGAAAUGUGGAGAAGGCUUGUAAAAUGGAGAUUUGGGGACAGGAAAAUUCUGGCACAAUGCUGGAAUUGAACUCAAUCAGAGGACAGAUAUACAUGGUUUGAUAGCCAGAUGUCAGACCCAAUUUUUUUUACAACUGAAUCUACUUCAACAUUUAUUUAUUUUUUGCUCUAGGAAUAUACAAAUGGACUUCUUGGAUCUGGUUUAAAAAUGUUACCUAAAUACUAAGAAAAAAAAAUCCUGUAAUAAUCUGUAUGUCUAAAAACACAUCAUAAAGAACGACUACUUAAUCCUAGACUGAACUCCUUUCUCAUGUACUGUGAUUUGGAAAGUGCCUAUUUUAUCAGACUUUGUUAUUGAUGCUAGAAUUGAAAAACGUAGCAAUACAUUUGAAGAUUUGCAGUUAAGUUUGUGUAUAAAAUUUUGGUUUGUUUUGUUUGAUUUGCUUGUUGUUUUUUGUAACAGUAUGUUCUUCA